UUGAAUUUUAAGAAAGAUGGCAUCUCUCAAACUCAAAGAAGUGGUUACGAAUUAUCAAGUUUUAAUGCAAGAGUGGAACAAAAAACCUCAGAAUCUUGAUAAGUGUGGCCAGCUAUUGUCAAAACUGAAGGUUGCUUUGACAAACUUGACAUUUUUGCCCACAUCAGAUGCUUCAGCAACAAAACAAGAGCUUCUGGUGGCACGAGAUAUUUUAGAAAUUGGAGCUCAGUGGAGCAUUGCUACUAAAGACAUACCCUCAUUUGAGCGUUACUUAGCUCAAUUAAAAUGCUAUUACUUGGAUUACCAGGGUGAUUUACCAGAAUCGGCUUUCAAGUAUCAGUUACUCGGUUUAAACUUGUUGUGUCUUUUGGCUCAGAACAGAGUGGCAGAAUUCCACACAGAGUUAGAACUGCUACCUCCAAAAGAGAUUCAGAACAAUAUCUAUAUCAGACAUCCAGUUUCAAUGGAGCAAUACUUGAUGGAAGGAAGUUACAAUAAAGUAUUCCUUUCCAGAGGUAAUGUACCAGCUGAGAGUUAUAAUUUUUUCAUUGACAUUCUCCUAAACACUGUCCGAGAUGAGAUUGCAGCAUGUAUAGAAAAGGCUUAUGAGAAAAUAUCUUUUAAUGAAGCUGCACGUAUGCUGUUUUUUCAAACACCUAAACAACUUAUGGAUUACACAAAAAAGAGGAAAUGGACUGUGAGAACAGGAAACUUGUUAGUAUUCAGCACUGAAAUUAAACAUGUAGAUGAUAAUGUUCCUGCAUCAGAUUUAGCAACACAAGCCAUAGAAUAUGCCAGAGAAUUAGAAAUGAUUGUCUGAGGUUAUAACUGAUCCUGAUAAACUUCAAAUUAAUUGGUUACUAUUUUUUAUUUAAAAUGUUAAUAGAAAAUUAGGAAUUGUACUCUUGCUGAAUGUAAAAUGCAUAAUCAGCCACAAAUAGAAACCAUAUUCAUUCCCAUUAUCUUGUUUAUUUUGAAAGUUCUGAUAAAAUAAAUACAGUGGCAAAGAUUAUA
Molecule: messenger RNA, 1014 nt
Organism: Limulus polyphemus (Atlantic horseshoe crab)
Lineage: Eukaryota; Metazoa; Arthropoda; Merostomata; Xiphosura; Limulidae
Product: 26S proteasome non-ATPase regulatory subunit 8-like
Biological process (GO): proteasome-mediated ubiquitin-dependent protein catabolic process
Cellular component (GO): cytosol; proteasome regulatory particle, lid subcomplex; nucleus
Source: RefSeq, a predicted model, not a curated record